UCGCCACGAAUUCGUGAUAACUGUUAAUGUAUGGUUACUUUUCAAAGGUACGGUAAAACGAUAUUUGCAAUGAAAUCUUCAAAAAUUCCCGAAAUUUCAUUUAUAGAUAAUAUCGAAGAUUACGUUAAACAGCAAGGUGAUGUUCAAUUAAUACUGAAAAAUAUGAAUGAAUCCUAUAACAAAUAUAAAUUCCUAGAAAUAAAUUUAUUAACUAAAAAGAAAGCGAUAAAAAGUAAAAUUCCAGAUUUACAGCAUAGUUUAAAAAUGGUAGAUGUUUUAGAAGAGAAGAAGCAAUCAGAACUAGAAGCUCUAACUUUAUUAAAUAUAGCAAACAAUUUAUACUGUCAUGUUAAGAUUCCGCCAACAGACAAGAUUGGAUUAUGGCUAGGAGCAAAUAUAAUGUUAGAAUUUCCAUUAGAUGAGGCCAGACAAGAAUUAAAUAAAAGUUUGAAAGAUGCUCAAACCACUUUAACCCAGAUUGAACAUGAUUCAGAAUUUAUGCAAAAACAAAUAACUACUGUUGAAGUCAACAUGGCUAGGAUAUAUAAUUGGGAUGUCAAGCAAAGGCAAAAUUCAAAUAAGGAUGACUAACUAUUUUGAAUAUAUAUUUAUAUCUUUUAGGCUUAUUGUGUAUGAUUUUUUUUAUAAUACAAAUGUAUUUUUCAGGCUAUUUUCAAUGAAAUUUGUUAUAAAUAAAUACUCAUAAUUUAUCAUCUAUUUUGCUAA
This is a messenger RNA of Gordionus sp. m RMFG-2023, 726 nucleotides long. Its product is annotated as prefoldin subunit 3-like. Bases 31 to 591 code for a protein of 186 amino acids. The transcript is spliced from 6 exons. Gene Ontology annotation, molecular function: tubulin binding. NCBI's taxonomy places the organism in Eukaryota, Metazoa, Nematomorpha, Gordioida, Chordodea, Parachordodidae. Gene Ontology annotation, cellular component: cytoplasm; prefoldin complex. Gene Ontology annotation, biological process: protein folding; tubulin complex assembly; microtubule-based process. The record is from RefSeq and is a predicted model, not a curated record.